Messenger RNA from Cladocopium goreaui, 948 nucleotides. The record is from the annotation of a GenBank genome assembly. Lineage: Eukaryota; Dinophyceae; Suessiales; Symbiodiniaceae.
AUGGAGCGGGUGAAAUCCCUUCCAUGCUGGGAUUGCAAGGAGGUGUCAGUCCGACCCUUGAAAGAAUUGGUUGAGGAGUUGCAUUUGGGUGAAGGUAGAACCAAUCAGAACUUCAUUGUGGAGGGUGAUGGCUCGCAGCGCUACUUCGUGCGCAUGGGCGCGGACCUGCCUUUCUAUGGUGUCAGCCGUGCCCGCGAGCAGGCAGCUGCGCGUGCUGCAGAGGCAGCAGGCAUCGGCCCUGCUGUGAGGCACACGGAGCCGGACAUCAUGGUGGUGGACUUUGUUGAGGGCUCCCGAGCUUUGACGGAGGCCGACCUCCACCAGGCAGGUCAGGAGGGCCCUGGCUCCAGCUUGUUGCGCUCCGUUGCAGCAACCUUGCGACGGCUGCAUGAGAUCCCGGUGCCGAAGGAGAUGGAGGCCUUCCUGGCCCAGAUUGGUGGCGUGGGAUGGGGUGGACCUCAUCUGGAGAAGUGGCUCAGAUACGCCGAGGAGGAAAGAUAUUCUCGGCUGCCACUGCUGUCGGGUUUGCGGGAGCUGAUUGAGCAGCUGAAUCUGGCUGCAGGACCAAUGGGUCCCAACAAGUUCUGUCACUUUGACCUUUUGGCAGACAACCUGGUCUUGAAGAAAGACACCAUUCUGCUGGUGGACUUUGAAUAUUCUGCACCUGGCCAGCCGCUCAUGGAUCUGGCUGUUCUAGCCAUGGGGUGCAGCCUGACAGCUGCAGAGGAGCGGGCCCUGUUGUCCGCCUACCUCGCGGUGGAUGCUUCAGAAGCGGAGCUUCGCCAGUUCCAGGCCUUGCGAGUGCUUGCAGCCUUGCGAGAGACUUUCUGGGGUGUCACCGCUGAGCUGAGCAAAAGUAGCGCCUUGAGCAUGGAAGAAGCGGUGAAUUACACAGACAUGAGCCUUGGCGUGGCAACGGUGCGGACCGGAAGAACCGGUUCGAGGUGA